UCAUCCUUAAAGCUUGUGCUGUUGCUAAACUGCAGUUGGAUAGAUGCUGCAAAGUUCCUCACUGGAGCAUCAGCCGUUGGGAGCUUAGCGAUUCCUAUCAUCCUUAGACAUGCCAAUAUGAUUGAAACAGGCGCAAUGUUCAUCGAGUUCACGUCCUUCUUCAUCUUUGUAUGCACAGUCAUGUGUUUUCAUCGAGCUAGCUUGGAGGACGACGGAGUAAGAAUGUAA
Messenger RNA from Linum tenue, 228 nucleotides. The record is from the annotation of a GenBank genome assembly. NCBI's taxonomy places the organism in Eukaryota, Viridiplantae, Streptophyta, Magnoliopsida, Malpighiales, Linaceae.